This is a messenger RNA of Nerophis lumbriciformis (worm pipefish), 4405 nucleotides long. The record is from RefSeq and is a predicted model, not a curated record. NCBI's taxonomy places the organism in Eukaryota, Metazoa, Chordata, Actinopteri, Syngnathiformes, Syngnathidae.
CAAUUUUAUUGGUGUUUAUUACUGUAUAAUAACAAAAUAGUUGUAAUAUACAUCUAUUAACAAUCUUAUUGGUGUUUAUUACUGUAUAAUAACAAAAUAGUUGUAAUAUACCUCUAUUAAUCUUAUUGGUGUGUUAAUUAAUGUACUUUAACAAACUAGUCGUAAUAUACAGUAACUAUCAAUAAGCUUAUUGGUGUGUUUAGUAGUGGGACAGUUGAAAGUUAAGUAGGUGAAAAUGCGGUAGUUUAUAAAUUAAUUGAGUCAUGGACCGGUACCGGUCCCUGGACCGGUGGUUGGGGACCACUUCUUUACACGACCAAAAAUAACCUAAUAUGCAUUUAAAGUUAAAGUACCACUGAUAGUCACACACACACACACACACACACACACACUAGGUGUGGUGAAAUUACCCUCUGCAUUUGACCCACCCCCCUGGGAGGUGAGGGGAGCAGUGAGCAGCAGCGGUGGCCACGCUCGGAUUAUUUAUUACAUAAUAUAAAUAAAGUGAUGUAUUGAGGCGUUUAUAGGAAUAAAUAAACUAGUUUAUGUCUGAAGUCAAUAAAAAUGUCGUACUACAAAAUCAAAAUGAUUGCAGUUUACUAGUUUGCUAUUUAAUUUGCUAAUCUAAUGUGGAAUAACAAUUGGUGGUAUAAUAGUUAUUUAAUGUAUUUUACUCAAACUAGCAUCGCCACAUGUACAUACUGUAAACAAAGGCCUUUUUCAAAAAAUUAAAUAAAAAAAAGAAAUACGCCUUUUUAAACAAAAAAUUACAAAAUAAAAAAUUAUUUGCCAUCUCACAAACACCACAUGUUCCAAUUUAACUCAAAAUGACCUCACCGCACGUGAACGCAUCUCACAAACACUGCAUGUUCCAAUUUAACUCAAAAUGACCUCACUGUACGUGAACGCAUCACGUUCUGAAUGGGCACUUGUUGCGCAAGCUAGGUCACCACUGAGUGUUGUAGCACAUUAACCAAUGUAUAUUGAUACUUUCAAAUAAUUCAAAAGCGUAAAUCGCGUCUUUUAAGUUGAAAUAAAACAAUUCAUAAACUUGUGAAAGUGCUAGCUGGGGGUCGAUGGGGGACAGUGAAACCGGAAGUGUUCCCGGGCCGUCAGCCAAUCACCUUCGACCUUGCUGUCUCCGCCCACCGCGCGUGGCACCACUCGACAGUAUGGCGGCCAUCCCGCACCCAGCACUCUAGGGCCACAGUACAGUUUAUUUCAGCCUUCCUCAACUCAACAAAACAUGUUCCUGAGAAGUUCCGUGCGGAGGCUUCCUGUCGGUGUUUUCCGCCGGGGUUACCACACCGAAAGAGGCGUUUACGGCUUCCGGCCCAAGAAGACCGAGAAGGAGGACAAGUUGCUCAGCGACCGAAUCACCACUUUAAAUCAAGAUCAUGGCCUGGCCCGGCUGGUGGAGGCGUACCGGGCACAUGGACACAAAGCGGCCAAAAUUAACCCCUUACUGCCCCAAAAGCCGGUUGUUGACAGUGUGCCGGAGAUCAGCAUGCUCACCAGCAGCCUCAGGGGACAGGUCAACACAUCAGGACUGCGGCAUUUCGGUAAAACGGAAGCUUCCGUGGAGGAGGUGCGGGUCUACCUGGAGGAGGCCUACUGUGGCUGCCUGUCGGUGGAGACCAGCCAGCUGAGCAGCAUGGAGGAGAAGGAAUGGCUGGCGGACCACUUUGAGGAGCUGAAGAAGACCACUUUCUCCACAGAGGAGAGGAGGAAUCUGGCGAAGAUCAUGCUGGAGUCCCAGGAAUUUGACCACUUUCUGGGCACCAAAUUUUCUACGGUGAAACGUUAUGGAGGUGAAGGCGCGGAGAGCAUGAUGGGCUUCUUCUACGAGCUCUUCCACAGUUCGGCUCACAGCGGGAUUACCGACGUCGUCAUCGGCAUGCCGCACAGAGGCCGACUCAACCUCCUAACGGGCCUGCUCAAGUUCCCCCCAGAGCUGAUGUUCCGUAAAAUGCGCGGCCUGAGCGAGUUCCCCGACACGUCGCCGGCCAUCGGCGAUGUCCUCUCCCACCUCACGGCCUCCGUGGAGCUGGACUUUGGCGCCGGACACCCUCUUCACGUGACCAUGCUGCCCAACCCGUCGCACCUGGAGGCCAUCAACCCGGUGGCGCAGGGCAAGGCGCGGGCCAGGCAGCAGCUUAGGAAAGAGGGCGACUACUCUCCCGACGAGGACGCCCAGCCUGGGGACCAGGUGGUCUGUCUGCAGGUCCAUGGCGACGGCUCUUUCCCCGGGCAGGGGAUCGUUCCGGAGACUCUGACCCUGUCCAACCUUCCUCACUAUCGAGUGGGAGGGAGCAUCCACCUCAUUGUGAACAACCAAGUGGGGUACACCACUCCGUCAGAGAGAGGGAGAUCCUCUCUGUACUGCAGCGAUGUUGGCAAGAUGGUGAACUGCGCAGUGAUCCACGUCAACGGAGACGACGCCGAGGAUGUCCUCCGGGCCAGUCGGCUGGCUGUGGCGUACCAGCGGCACUUCAGGAAAGACGUCAUCCUGGACCUGAUCUGCUACCGCCAGUGGGGCCACAAUGAACUGGACGAGCCUUUUUUCACCAACCCGGCCAUGUACAAGAUCAUCCGGGCCCGUAAAAGUGUCCCCGACUCCUACUCGGAGCAGCUCAUCUCCGAGGGCUCGAUGACAGAAGCAGAGCGCGACCAGAUCAAAUCCAAGUGCUUCGGCUCGCUCAACGACAAGCUGGCCAACAUGACCUUCUACAGCCCGCCCGCCACCAACCUGCAGGGCCGCUGGGGGGACCUGGUGGAGCCGCAAGCCCGGGUCACCAGCUGGGACACGGGUGUACCCGUCCCGCUGCUGCAGUACGUCGGAGCCAAGUCUGUGGACAUCCCUGAGCACAUCAAGCUGCACGGGCAUCUAGACAAGACCCACGCACAGGCUCGACUGCAAAAGCUGGAAGAGGGGUCCAAACUAGACUGGUCCACAGCAGAGGCCUUGGCUUUUGGCUCUCUCCUUUGCCAAGGUUUUAACAUCCGUAUAAGUGGGCAGGACGUGGGUCGGGGCACGUUCAGCCAGCGGCACGCCAUGGUGGUCUGCCAAGACACCAACGACAUGUUCAUUCCUCUAAACCACAUCAGUCCUCAACAGCCGGGUCUCCUCGAGGUGUGUAACAGCCCGCUGUCUGAGGAGGCGGUGCUCGGGUUCGAGUACGGCAUGAGCAUCGCCCAGCCCAUGCUGCUGCCCAUAUGGGAGGCUCAGUUCGGAGAUUUCUUCAAUGGCGCUCAGAUCAUCUUUGACACGUUCAUCUCUGGAGGCGAGGCCAAGUGGCUGCUCCAAUGUGGGAUGGUGAUCCUGCUGCCUCACGGCUACGACGGCGCCGGACCGGAACAUUCCUCCUGCCGCAUGGAGCGCUUCCUGCAGAUGUGCGACAGCAAGGAGGAGGGCGUGGACGGCGACAAUGUCAACAUGGCUGUGGUCAACCCCACCACCUCCGCCCAGUACUUCCACCUGCUCAGGCGGCAGAUGAUCCGCAACUUCCGCAAGCCUCUCAUCGUCAUCGGACCCAAGAUGCUGCUGAGGUUUUCGGGGGCGGCGUCCAGCUUGAGCGAGAUGGCACCAGGACAGUCCUUCAAACCCGUUUUGGGAGACACCUCCGUCCCAGCCGGAAGUGUCCAGAAGGUGGUGCUGUGCUCAGGGAAACACUACUAUGCCUUGCUGAAGCGGAGGGACGCUGCAGCCAAACAUGACACAGCGCUUGUUCGCUUGGAGGAGCUCUGUCCUUUCCCUCUGGACGCUCUGCAGGCAGAACUCCGGAAGUACCCCAACGCUAAAGAGUUCAUCUGGAGCCAGGAGGAGCCUCAGAACAUGGGCCCCUGGUCUUUUGUCAACCCCAGGUUUGAGAAGCAACUGGCCUGCAAGCUGCGGUUAGUGAGCCGACCCGCUCUGCCCGCUCCCGCCGUGGGCAUCGGCGCCAUCCAUCAGCAGCAGCAAGAGGCCCUACUCGACGCCACCUUCUCUUAGGACUAAACCGGCUGCAAAACACGGAGAUGCAACUUUAUUUUGAAAAACAUCAACUUUAGCUUGAUUAAAUAGUUUGUAUUGUGAACAAACGCUCCAUUAAAGUCAGCGAUGUCAUCUGAAGUAUCGCUCAGGUGAACCCCGAUAGUUAUAGUCAUUGAAGAAUAUGCAAACUUAACUGGAAGUGGGAAUUUGAUGCAAAGCGUCAUUUGAAGAAGUUUCUGACCUUUUAGACAAUUGUUACCACUGAGCUAAUUGAAUGUUAGAUCGUGUUAUGUCAUAUUUAAUGUGCCCUCAUCAGGCACAAAGGUAGGUACUCCAUUAUUUUCAUUGCAGAAAAAUUCAUGGUGCUAAAGGGCGAAUGCAAAUGAACCCAAUCAAGAUAUUUAAAGAGAAAUAAAUCUAUUUUCAUGCUUC